Molecule: messenger RNA, 2566 nt
Organism: Drosophila willistoni
Lineage: Eukaryota; Metazoa; Arthropoda; Insecta; Diptera; Drosophilidae
Gene: slou
Product: homeobox protein slou
Exons: 4
Coding region: 292-2409 (705 amino acids)
Biological process (GO): regulation of transcription by RNA polymerase II; cell differentiation
Cellular component (GO): nucleus
Molecular function (GO): RNA polymerase II cis-regulatory region sequence-specific DNA binding; DNA-binding transcription factor activity, RNA polymerase II-specific
Source: RefSeq, a predicted model, not a curated record
UCAAACUCUCCGACGGAGAGCAUUACGGUUUUAGCUGUAACAGCGAACAGUUCUUCCGAGAGUGUUGUGGGUCGCGCGCGUUUGGAUUACGCUCUCUGGGAUAAGCAGCAAACGGAAUCAUCGCAUUGCGAGAAACGCGCCGGCAUCAGUGACAGUCGAUUGGCUGCCAUCAAGGUGACAACUACAUAACGCGGAAAAGCAAGUGAACUAUACAAGUGAACGAACUCACACAAACACACACACACACGCAUAAACACACAAGUGAAAACAAUAUAUCGAACCAUAUCAAUUAUGGUGAUGUUGCAAUCACCGGCCCAAAAGGCCAGCGAGAAUAUUGGCCAACAACCAGCAACUGCCGUCGGUGGUCUAAUGAGUCCUAAUUCCAAUCCCGAUUCACCUAAAUCGAAUACCUCACCGGAAGUGGCCAAUAAUGCGGCAAAUGAGGUAACCACCAAUGGUCCUAGUUCUGCCAGUGGCAACAUAAAUGUUGCAAUCCCACCAAAAAUACCCAAAUUCAUAAUCAAUGCCAAUGGCCAGGCUGCUGCCAUGGAGCGUUUAAAGCAAAUGAGCACCGAAUCAGGCAUACUAAGUCGUCUCAGUCCCAGUCAUCAGGAUGAUGGGGAUAAGGAAAAGGAUAAACCCCAUAUGAACAACAACAACAACAAUAAUAAUAGUAAUAAUAACAAUAGCAACGUAACCAACAACAAUACGCGACGAUCACAAUCGCCGCCAACAACAGUCAGCAAUUUUCCAACACCCGCCCAACAGCGUAAACUACUCGAUCUCAAUGCAGUACGUCAUUUGGCAAGACCGGAACCAUUGCAGCAUCCACAUGCAGCAUUGUUGCAACAACAUCCGCAUCUAUUGCAAAAUCCACAAUUCCUAGCAGCUGCCCAGCACAUGCAACAACAGCAGCAACAACAACAACUUCAUCAUCAUCAACAACACAAUCAUCCGCAUUCACACCCUCUCACUCAUCCUCAUUCGCAUCCUCAUCCUCAUGCGCAUCCCCAUUCCCUGCCAGGAGCAACAGUCUUCCACUUAAGGGCUCCAACUGUCAUACCCAGUGCCAGUAGCAGCAACAGCACAGCUCCACCUUCGCCAGCCGCCUCUCCACUCUCGCCACCCACAUCGCCAGCGACACAUUCCGAACAGCAUCUAAAUUCUCCCGCCGCUGGACCAGCAAAUCCAUUACAUUCCUCACAGCAUCAACCGCUGGAAUCGUCGCCAUCAACGCCACUCCAUCUAACACCAGCCACUCCAUCUACGCAUCCAGUGAGUCCAUUGUCGGCCAGUGACAUGGAUCUGGAGCGCAUUAAGCUGGUGGCUGCGGUUGCGGCUCGUUCCCAGACCAAUCAAGCACCGGGCACAUCUUCCGCCUCAACCUCAGCCACUGCCACCACCACCUCCAAUUCGUCGUCUGCCUCAGCCAUGGCCUCGCCAGCAGGCCGGGAUUUAAGUGACUAUGGCUUCAGAAUACAAUUGGGCGGACUGGCGGCAGCGGCAGCUGCGGCGGCGGCCACAUCGCGGCAAAUUGCGGCCGCUAAUUAUGCACGAAGUGAUACCAGCGAGGAAUUAAAUGUCGAUGGCAAUGAUGAGGAGAGCAACGAUGGAUCCCACAGUACGCCGUCGGUAUGUCCUGUGGACCUAACCCGUUCGGUGCCCACCAAUUCCAAUCAUAAUGGCGGCAGCUCGGCAUCAACGAGUGGCUCAAGCGAACGGGAGGCUGCCACAAAGCGUUUGGCCUUCUCGGUGGAAAAUAUACUCGAUCCCAAUAAGUUUACUGGCAACAAAAUGCCAACCAUGUCUGUACCAUUUGGCCAUCCACGUCAAUGGGGCUAUGAUGGGCGGGAUGAGGAAAUGCAUGAGCGUUUAGAUGAUGAUCAAAGCGAGGACAUGUCUGCCCAGGAUCUCAAUGAUAUGGAUCAGGAUGAUAUGUGUGAUGAUGGCAGCGACAUUGAUGAUCCCAGCAGUGAGACCGACUCCAAGAAGGGUGGCAGUCGCAAUGGCGAUGGCAAAUCCCAAGGCGGUGGCGGUGGCGGCGGCGGUGGUGGCUCCAAGCCACGUCGAGCACGCACUGCCUUCACCUAUGAGCAGUUGGUGUCACUGGAGAAUAAAUUCAAGACCACGCGCUAUCUGAGCGUAUGUGAACGUUUGAAUUUGGCCCUCAGCUUGAGUCUAACUGAGACGCAGGUGAAAAUCUGGUUUCAGAAUCGGCGUACCAAAUGGAAAAAACAGAAUCCCGGCAUGGAUGUCAAUAGUCCGACAAUUCCACCGCCAGGUGGCGGCUCUUUUGGACCCGGUGCCUAUGCCAGCAGUCUCCUCUAUCCACAUGCUGUGCCCUAUCCACCCUAUGGACCAUAUUUCCAUCCCCUGGGUGCACAUCAUCUCAGUCAUUCGCAUUCAUAAAAUUGCAAGAUGCAACAGAGAUUGUUGCAAUUGUUCGAAAAGCGUGACAAGACGGCGGCAGCAUCCAAGACUGCAGCUUAAAAUGCUUUCUGUAAAUGUUAUCAGUUGAGUUCAGUUGAUUUUGUAAUGUUUUCUUUGGCUGUAAAUAGUUUGUGUA